UACAUGUGCACUAUCUCAGUUUGUACUGUGGCGCAAAGGCGCAGUUUGCAGCCCCCUUAAGAAGGCGGCAUCCGCAUGCGCCAAAAUGAGUUAGGCUCCAGUCUGCUUACACAUAUUGCUUUGUAAUCUGUAAGACGAGCUAGUCAUGGACCGGGACAGAGACAGGAUGGAUCGCGACCGGCGCGGGAAUCGAGGAGACAGAAUUACGCCAGUGCAGCUACUAGGGAAGGUCCGGAACCUUAAGGCCAAGAAUGCGGAGGACAAGUACGAUGUGGCGGCUUGGGACCAAGCGUGGGACGAGCUCAAAAGCAUGCCCCUGACGGAGGAGUCCCGGGCCAUCUAUGAGGAGGUAGUUUCCGCCUUUCCCACCAAGGCGGACGUGUGGUGCAAGUACGCGGAGCUGGAGCUAGGCGGCGGCAACAUGUCCGGCCUAAAGGCCAUCUUCCAGCGCUGCCUCAUGCAGGUGCCCUCGCUGGAGCUGUGGGCGCUGUACAUCAAGUUCAUCCGCCGCUCCAACAAGAGCAAGGGCCCUGAGGGCGCGGUGGAGGUGCGCAACGCGCUCAACUUCACUCUGGAGGUGACGGGGCAGGACAUCAACAGCGGCCCCUUCUGGCAGGACUGCAUCACGCACCUGCAGGGCGCCAAGCCGGGCACCCCCGAGUUCGCGGCGCUCUUCCCGCAGGCCAUGGCGGGCCAGGAGGACCAGGCGCGGCUGGCGGCGGUGCGCAAGGUGUACCAGGCGGCGGUGUGUGUGCCGCACAGCCACCUGGACGGCCUGUGGCGCGACUACCAGCGUUUUGAAAACGAGGGGCCCAACAAGCAGUUCGCCAAGAAGGUGCUGGACGAGUGGAUGCCCAAGUACCAGGCAGCCAAGGCGGUGUACAGGGAGCGGCGGAAGCGCACACAGCACCUGAGCCUGGCGCUGUGGCCGCUGCCGCUGGGCAAGGGCGGGCUGCUGCAGGACACGCAGGCGGCGCUGUGGCGCGACUACCUCACCUACGAGCGCAGCAACCCGCAGGGUCUGGACGCGGCCACGCUGCAGCAGCGCGUGAGCCUGGCUUUCGACCAGGCCCUCAUCUGCUUCCUGCACUUCCCCGAGGUCUGGCUGGACUAUGCGGACUGGCACGCCAGCUGCGGGCGGGCGGACGCCGCCGCCGCCACGCUGUCCAAGGCGCAGGUGGCGCUGCCGCAGUGCCUGCAGCUGCGCCUGCUGGCGGCGGACUUGCACGAGCGCACCGGCAACCCACAGCAGGCGGUGGCGAUUUUUGAGGGCCUGGCCCAGAACUUGGAGCAGCAGCAGGCCGUGACGCGCGGCACGCUGCCGGCGGCGGAGGCGGGGCCGCUGCUGCCCAUGACGCCGGAGCAGGGCGAGCUGGUGUGGAGCCAGUACAUGCUGCUGCUGCGGCGAGUGGAGAACGAGUACCACAGCCGCAAGAUGUUCCUGCGCGCGCGCAAGUGGCAGCAGGGCCUGGCGGCGGGCGAGUACAGCUGCUGGCGGCUGUACGCGGACGCUGCAAUGCUGGAGUGGCGGCGGGGGCGGGACGCGGGCGCGGCGCGCAACAUCUUCGAAAAGGGGCUGGAGGACCCGCGGCUGUUCCGGGAGCCGCAGUUCGUGCUCGCAUACCUCGACAUGCUCACAGGGCUGGGUGAUCUGGACAACGCGCGCGCGCUGCUGGCGCGAGUGCUGGCGGACGAGGUCAACGCACGCAGCGUCAUGCUGUGGCAGCGCUACCUGGCGUUUGAGGGCAUGGCGGGCGACCUGGCGGCGGUGCUCGAGGUGGAGCGGCAGGCGGUGGCGGCGCUACGAGGGGAGGAGGUGGAGCAGCUGCGGGCAGCGCUGCCCCUGGUCAGGCGGGACUACAACUUGCUGCGCGCACCCCAAGAGCUACGCCGCAUCCUCAGCCUGCCCGCCGGACCCGGCGACGUGUCUGCGCCCGCCACCAGCGGCCGCGGCGGCGUGGCCGGCGGCCCCGGCGCCAACAUCCGCCCGCCCUCGGAGUACACCAGCAGCGCCGGCGCUGGCGGCGCUCCCUCCGAGCCGCAGUUGCGAGACGUGGCGCCGCAGGUUUACCUGUUCAAUAAGUCCCUACCACCACCCGAGAUGGUGGAGGGCAUUGUGCCGGACGUGGACCAGGUGCUGGAUGUGCUGCUGGCGCUGGACCUGGCGCCCGCAGCGGUGAUGCAGGCGUGCUUGGACUUGGAGUCUGGCAAGACGCUGGCGCAGGGGGAGCAAGAACCCUACGGCGGCAGGUCGGAACCCGGCGGCCCGCCGUACGGCUAUGGGUACGGCUCGCCAGGCCGCGACGGCUACCCGCCGCCGCCCUACGGCGAUGGGCCCGGCCCGGGCCCCAUGGACGAGUACUUGAAGCGGCGUUACGCAAAUGACGACGACGAUGACGGCUAUGACGACGGCUACGGCGGAGGGCGCGACCUGUACCACCAGCGGUUGCGGAGACGAAUGGACGGAUGAGCUAGGCGGUGCGAGUGGUGGAGUGGUGGAAUAGUGGGGCAGGUCAAGGGCGUACACCGUUGUUCGUUGUUGUGAUGCAGACGAGUGAGGAGGAGCUCCGUGAGAGUCGCCACGAGUGGUAGUGCACGCAUGCCAUCCUGCCCAUGCAGCAGAUUUGCGCAUGGCUGCAUUGCAUGGCCGCUCGCAUGGCUGCGUGCCAUCUGUGGUGGGCAGACGUUGCGCUUACCGUGGAACACCGUGUAAGCAAGAGGGCAGCAACGGCAUCCAUUAUCCAUCCCAGAUUACCGUACGGCGCACACGAUAUAAGCACAGGAGUUGCGCACUCACAGAGGGGGUGGCAUGACUGGCAUCUGCGACGAUGAGAUGGGAGUGGACAAUGUGUCGCCGCCAGCACUCGCGCAGUGCGGCUGGCUGGCCUGUCAGCCACGGCCCACUGCACUACUAGGUAGUGGUCACUAAGCACAGGUGCAAGCUCGACUAGGGCAUCAGCCAGGGUCUGUCAGGAGCAACCGAACACCCGGCUGGUGCCCUGCUCAGAGGACGAAUACUCCCAAGCCAUGCUGCUGAAGUGAAAGGACAU
Chlamydomonas reinhardtii is the source of this 3050-nucleotide messenger RNA. RefSeq lists its product as uncharacterized. Gene Ontology annotation, molecular function: mRNA binding; protein binding. The transcript has 18 exons. NCBI's taxonomy places the organism in Eukaryota, Viridiplantae, Chlorophyta, Chlorophyceae, Chlamydomonadales, Chlamydomonadaceae. Bases 167 to 2470 code for a protein of 767 amino acids. The record is from RefSeq and is a predicted model, not a curated record. Gene Ontology annotation, biological process: mRNA 3'-end processing. Gene Ontology annotation, cellular component: nucleus.